UUAUGAGCGGCUGACUUGACGCAGCGAGGGGGAGUCCAAUGGAAGCCUUCGUCACAAGCCGGAGGAGACAAUCGAGUUCGACUUCGGCCUGAAAACAGGAGCUGCUCUCCUCGGAUGAGGAUAAAAACCGUCUCUUCUUCUCCACCGGCUGGAUUUGCGGUUCCCUCCGCGGCCGUCUGAAUCCCGCCGACUCGCCCCGAGCGGCGGCGUCCGUCGGGGCCUUGUUUAUACUGUGCGGAGCAGCUCAGCCUGAACCGGGGGAACAGGCCCCGGGUCCUGCAGCCGAGUUCAACGGCCGCCGCCUCGGGUUCCGGACGCAGUGCGCGCGCGUGUGUUUUGUGCGGAUCGGCCCCUUUCGCUCACCAAAGAAUAUGACCCAGAUGCAACAAUGACAUCCAGAUUUGGUAAAACCUACAGCCGCAAGGGAGGCGAGGGCACGUCCAAAUUCGACGAGGUUCUGUCCACCAAGAGGGGCACCCUCAGCACCAAAUGGGGCGACACCACCUACAAGGCCAAGGUGGGCUCCAAGCGCGCCGGCGCCGCCGCCAAGAACGACUCCGUGCUGGAGGUGUACAAGAGGCCCCGUCCGAGCGGCGACGGCCUGGAGGACCCGUUCGGAUUCGACAGCGACGAGGAGUCCAAGCCGGUGUCGUCGUCCCGGAGCGGCAGCAAGUCGUCGCCCGCCAAGCCGGCGUCGGCGGAGCCUCCCCGGGCGGAGAGGCCCGGCGUGUCCCUGAGCGCCGGGAGCAGGUCCAGCCUCCAGGGUCCAGCGUCCCACACUUUGGCCUCCGCUCGGGGCGAUUCGUGGCCUCCCAGCGACCGGAACCAACCCAGGCUGGUGGAGGACACGGCUCGGUUCUUCAACAGCAGCGCCAGCAUAGGAAAGUCCCAGCAGAGUUCCUUGUCUCUGCUGGAGAACCAGCACAGCUACUCUUGGUACCAGAACGCUUCUGAGAGCGACAAGAAGCCGCUGGCGCAGACAACCACCCUGAAGACGGGCUACAAGGCGGAGUCUACCACCUACAACACCUGGGACGCCAUCAUGGGCCUCCGUCCGCCAUCACCCAGCCAGGAGCCCCGCAACCCCGCCCCCACGCUCUCCUGGGCCUCUGCGGGCGUCACCGCAGGCGACCGGGACCCGGUGCAGACUCGGCGCGAGAAGCCGCCGCCCUCUCCUCCGCAGCUCCAGAGCGCCAGGGAGAGCGAGGACCUGGGACUCGACUCCGACUUCCUCAUGGAGACGUCAGACUUCUCCCAGACCUCCUCCUCCUCCUCCACCGCCACCUCCUCGUCGCUUGUAAGAAACUCGAACUGUCGGACGUACAGGAGGCCGAACAAACAGGGCGCCGGCAAAGCGCAGGACUCCGGCGCCUUUGCAAGCGCAGUGUUCGGCACAGAUCUUCCCAAGUCCUCGUCCGACGCCAGCAAUAAGACGACGGCGGUCGGCGGACGGGGCCGGGGCAGAACGAGGGACUACACGGUGCUGCACCCGUCGUCCGUGUCCAUGUGCAACGUCACCAUCCAGGACCGAGCAGUGGAGGAGUUCAGCAGCGAUGCGGCGCCCUCUAGUGGCAGCAGCAGCGCCGGCUCUGGCAGCACGACGGAGCUGGGCGAAGCAGGAUGGCAGCGGAAGAAGAUGGAACAACAGAACACACGGUCCCGGCCGACCCAGGCCAAGUCAAAGAAGGACAGUAAACUGGACCUGUUUGGUUUUGAAGACGCCGACGCCCACCAGGAGGAGAACAGCAGCGACAACACGGACAACAGAUCCACUUACAAAAUCAAAUACUUUGGCUUUGACGACAUGAGUGACAGCGACGGUGAUGAUGACGACGACGACGGCUUCAAAGAGAGGAGGAGGGCGGCCAAGAAGGCCGCCGCCGACGCUGCCAAGGCAGCCACAGCGGUAAUCGAGGAGGAGGAGGAGGAGGAGGAGGAAGAAGAAGAAGCUCCGACCUACGACCCGCCCGAUCCCUUCGAGAGGCUGGAGACUCGCGAACGACCGGCGGCCAAGGAGAACAAGAAACACUCGGAGAGGCACGACGGCCGGAUACGAGAAGACGUCCUGGACUUCUCGGAGGAGGGCCUCCGGGUGGUGGCCGGGCCUCCCAGGAGGCUGCCUGCGGGCAAAGCGGCCGAGAAGAACCCCGACAACUUCCGGAGGAUCUUCAGUGCGCACAAGAAGUCUCCCACCAAAGCCGUGUACAAUGCCAGACAUUGGACGUUGGCGAGUGAAGAGGAGGCUGCUCCAUCUUUCGUCUCGCGAUCACUGGCAGCUCCUGCCGCGGCCUCAGCCGGAGGUUCCACAAAGGAGCCGUCUGACGCUCAGAAAGACGACGGCCUCUUCAAGGCUCCGCCUCCUCCGCCCAAGGUCACCAAGUGUGUCACCUUCCCUACGGACCUCUACCAGGACACCGUCACCACGCUCAAAUGCCGCAAAGAGCACAAGGAGCUGUAUACAGUCGUCCAACACGUGAAGCACUUCAACGACGUGGUGGAGUUCGGCGAGAACCAGGAGUUCACCGACGACUUUGAGUAUCUGGCGACCGGCCUGAAGAGCGGACAACCUCUCAACACACGAUGCCUUAGCGUGAUCAGCCUGGCUACUCGCUGCGCCAUGCCCAGCUUCAGGAUGCACCUGAGAGCCAGAGGGAAGGUGGCGCAGGUCUUCAAGACCCUCAACGACGCCCCACAACACCCAAACCUUGCUCUGUGUACGGCAUCUCUGAUGUACAUUCUGAGCAGAGACCGCCUGAACAUGGACCUGGACCGGUCCUGUCUGGACCUGAUGAUCCGGCUGCUGGAGCUGGACCUGGACCAGGACCAAGAGCAGGACCAGGAUCAGGACCAGGACCAAGGGGGCUGCGGCGGGGCCGUGGCGGACACCACGGCUCAGUUCAGCGCCAGGGAAAUCGCAAAGAUGAAGGAGAAGAUCAGGAAGCUCUGCGACACGGUGCACAACAAGCACCUGGACCUGCAGAACAUCACGACGGGUCACUUAGCCAUGGAGACGUUACUGUCGCUGACCUCGAAGCGAGCGGGAGACUGGUUCAAGGAGGAACUGCGGCUGCUGGGAGGACUGGACCACAUCGUAGACAAAGUGAAAGAGUGUGUUGAUAACUUGAACCAGGAGAACGAGAAGCUGGUGUCGUCUCUGUGGGGAGCCGAGAGGUGUCUACGGGUUCUGGAGAGUGUCACAGUCCACAACCCGGAGAACCAGAGCUACUUGAUCGCCUACAAAGACUCGUCGCUCAUCGUCUCCUCUGCCAAGGUCCUGAGGAGGUGCGAGGAGAUGAUCCGGCGCUACAGCAGGGAGGUGAACUCAGACGGAGCCGUGGUCGGCAAAGCGGUGGAGAACUGCAUGAGGGCCAUCAUCGGGGUCCUGCUCAACCUGACGCACGACAAUGAGUGGGGCAGUACAAAGACGGGCGAACAGGAGGAUUUAUUGGUCACGGCUCUGAACUGCGUUCUCCGAGUCCCUCAGUAUCUUCUGCAGGAGCAGAGGUUCGACAUCCGUGUGCUGGGUCUGGGCCUGCUGAUCAAUCUGGUGGAAUACAGUGCCAGGAACCGGUACUGUCUGAUGGAGAUGGAGAUGGAGGUGGGUCAGGGUCCCUGCGACUCCACCGUGCUGCUCAGCCCCGUUCAGCAACAGGAGGACGUCGCCAGCUCCGGCCCGCUGAGCGCCAUCGCCGCCCUCGUACAGCUGUUCCUGCAGCGCGAGCGGGCCGCCGUCCUGGCCGAGGCGCAGACCGAUGACCUCAUCAAGGAGGCGCCCAAGCCCGCGCUGGACAAGAGCGGCGAGUGGAAGGAGACGGGCGGCGAGAUCCAGUGGGUCGCCAACGACGAGUCCGACAAGCAGGAGGACGACGAGAAGAAGAAGAAAGAGGAGGAGGAGAAGAAGAAGAAAGAGGAGGAGGACGAGGAGCUGGACCUCAACAAAGCUCUGCAGCACGCAGGGAAGCACAUGGAGGACAGUAUCGUGGCCUCAUACACAGCACUGCUGCUGGGCUGCCUCUGUCAGGGGAGCUCGUUGAAUGUGACGACGGUGAGAGAGAAUCUGCCCAAAGGAGAUUUCUCCAUCAUGACGGAAAUGCUGAAAAAGUUCCUCAACUUCAUGAACCUCACGUGUGACGUCGGCACCACAGGACAGAAGUCCAUCUCCCGGGUCAUUGACUAUCUGGAGCACUGCUAGAGACAAGCCUGUCUCUCUCUCACACACACACACACACACAAUGACCUUCAUCAUCGCCUCAGAUUGAGUUCACUGCUGGAAACAGGCGUGUUGCUUUUUUUAUUUCUUACAACACACGUGUGCAUCCUCACCUUCCUCUCUGUGUCCUUACCAGACGUCCUCUUCCUCCUCCCCUUCAUCCUCCUCUUCUUCAAACUACUUCACCUGACGGCCUCAAACCUCCACACCUCCCCCUCCCCCACCUGCUGCGAUCAUCUUUUAUUAUUUUACCUUUAAAGAAAGGAUAACGUCCACUCAGGCAUUUUAUUUUCACUUCACCCUCUUUUCUAUUUGUUAGAGUUGCUCAGAAGGAUGCGUUGUCGUUCGUUGUAGUUGUUUUAUGGUAAUUUUUGCUCGUCCUCGCGGAGCGGCGACCUCCACGCGCCUUCGUAUCGACCGACCGACGACAGGUUGGAGCGAAGCUGUCAUUUUCUCCAGCCUGUCAUCAAAGCCGAUAUUCGCCAGAACAACUCGAGUGGUUAAAAAGAAAAAAAAUACAAUGACCGACCAAAAUAAUCACUUCUGUGUCUUGUGCUUUGAAACUGCUGUCGACCUCGACCCGGUUCUUACAUCCUGCUGUCUCCUCCUCUUUGUGCCACUCUGACCUCUCAACUCUUGUCUGACGGCGGCCGACCGAGUUGAGUAUUGAUCUCAUCUGGCCCAGAGUUCAGACCAGACCUGAAUUGUUUUUUGUGAAGUGUAACGGUGAGAAGUACGAGCUUGUCUCCCCCUCUUUACCAGACCUGCUGCUUCUUCAAAGUGGCCCUUCUCCUGCUCGCCGCACCGUUAUCUCGCAUCAUGCCGAGCGCACUCCAACAAACACACCUGAGACCGAAACACAACGACCCCCUCCAGGUUGUUAGAACUCCCUGGAAACUUCAAAUGACACCCCCCCCCCCCCCCCCCCCCCCCCCAAAAGUAGAAACUUAUUUUGUCCGUUCUUCAGAAUAGUCUAUUCUCUCGUUCCUCGGCGGGACCCGAGCCCCUCCAGUCCAGAACCUGAACUCCUUCAGCCCCCGUUCAUCCCAGAGUUUACAGUUUGGAGUGGAGCUUGUAAAAAAACGACUUUUGCUUUGUCCAAGUUUUUCUUGCAACCGUUGCAGGAAGGGGAAAUGCAUUUCUCCACCUUCCAAGCGGAGAGCGAAGGAGGUGGGAACAUCCCAAAAUCACCCAAAGUCCGUCCUUCAAUAUUUUACACGUUUGAAACAUUUUCAGAUACAAAUCUCAAAAAAAGAAAACUUACCGUUAAGUUGUGAAAAGUUUUGAGGGAGAUUUCUGUUCCUUUUUUUACUUUUUUUUUUUUUUUUACAUUUCAGUGCCACUUUCUGAUCAAUGUUGUAUAAGUUGUUUUCUAAUGGGAUUAUUAUUAUUAAUGUUAAUAAAUCAUUUUAUUUAUGGAUCAGUCGUCAGCAUGAGUAAGAAAGGGAGAUAAAAAAGAAAGUUGCUGCACCGUGGAAGAAAUACGUUUGGCUGGUUUCUCCUCCUCCUCCGAAGAAUGUCUGGACUUUUUAAUACGAACGUUAAAAAUGAAAACACAAAGAAGUAAAAAACAUUUUUUUUAUUAAACAUUUAACAUUUCUGGAGCCACAGAAAAACAUGAGAACUGUUCUCACUGGCCGAGAAAAGAAAAAAAACCCAAAGGAGUUAAAUUGGUGUUGUGUCAUAACUCGUAUAUGAAGAAUUAGUGACCGUUUAUUUCCCCGUCGGUAUCAUGUCCGACUUAUAGACUUGUAUUUAUUAGAAGGAGGCCUCGUCAGAAAGGGCUGCACCACCGCUCUUGCUUCCUACUUGAAAAAAAAGUUUUGAGAAAUGAUCAGUGGCAAGAAUUGAUUCCCAACAAGUCGGACACUUGAAAACAGAUUGUUACGUUAUAACAAGACACAUUCGUCUGAGCAAAGAUUGGAAAUUGAAAUCUUCCCCCGUUGUGAUGAACGAUUUGGUCCGUUAACUGACCAGAGCAGAAAAACAAACGCUUGUCUUCCCUCUCGCUGACGAGUCCGUGGUUUCAGAUUGUUAUUCAUCCUGGAGGAUCAUUUUUCUUUUUUGAAUUUGGAAAACUUGAGAUCAAACAGUUUGUUGUGGGGGUUCAGUUUCUUUACCUUUUCUUUCGAACACAGACACGUUCUCUCGAGUUUCGACGCACACGUCGUCAUCAGGCAUGUUCAUACUGUUAUUUGACAUCUGUCUGUUCGUCUAUGAUCAUUUACACACACACACACACACACACACACAGUUCAACCCUCACACUCCUUAGAAAAAAGAAAAGAAGAGUUUACAAGAGCUUUAUUCACAGACGUCUGGAAGAAUGAAUGGAAGAUCUUUUUUGUACAUAGUUCCUGUACAUAGAUUUGUUUCCUCGCGUAGGAGGAGAGACUGCUGGCUAAAGGGGGAGGGGCAUUGUGGGCGGGGUGAGGGGACGAGUUAUUGAAUUUAAAUUUAGACUGGUAGACUCUACUUUUCUGAAUCUGACUCUUAAAUAUAUUUUUCAUUUUCUAAAAAAAAGCCUUUUUCUCCUUCCCCGAGUCGUGUUGUUGUUGCCGGGCGGACGGACGGAGCUCCUGAACGAGCCCACUGCGGGAAGAAAAACUUGUUUGUACCAAUUUGCAGACUGAUGUCUUUGGUUACCGUGUACAUAAUUUUAAAAUAAUAAAAAUUGCUACUUUCAGUAA
Scophthalmus maximus (turbot) is the source of this 6900-nucleotide messenger RNA. Its product is annotated as wings apart-like protein homolog. Lineage: Eukaryota; Metazoa; Chordata; Actinopteri; Pleuronectiformes; Scophthalmidae. The transcript has 20 exons. Gene Ontology annotation, biological process: regulation of chromosome condensation. Bases 389 to 4192 code for a protein of 1267 amino acids. The record is from RefSeq and is a predicted model, not a curated record.